This is a messenger RNA of Nycticebus coucang (slow loris), 4628 nucleotides long. Its product is annotated as zinc finger protein 99-like. The transcript is spliced from 5 exons. Gene Ontology annotation, molecular function: RNA polymerase II cis-regulatory region sequence-specific DNA binding; DNA-binding transcription repressor activity, RNA polymerase II-specific. The coding region runs from base 374 to 2431 and encodes 685 amino acids. Gene Ontology annotation, biological process: negative regulation of transcription by RNA polymerase II. The record is from RefSeq and is a predicted model, not a curated record. Lineage: Eukaryota; Metazoa; Chordata; Mammalia; Primates; Lorisidae.
CCGGGAUGUGGCUGCCCUUUUCCCUUCAGGUUAGCUUGUGGUUUCUGAGGACUGUCUUCACCGCUCCUUCUUCAGCUGAGAAGAGGUCUAGGUGGAUCUACCGCAGCUUCUGUCACCUUGUGACCAGCAGUUUGUGCGGUGAUGACGGGAGGGUCACCCGGAAGGAUGUCAACUUGGUAUGCGAGUUGGUGCGUGGUCCGUGGGGUCCCAUGUAGACAUCGUGAAAAAGAGAGUUUAUUUGGGCAAAUAGCAACUUGUGAAUCGGAGAACAACACUCAGCCAUACUUCGUUAUUUGUGGGUCUCCCAGAAGGACUUACAGAAAAGGUUUUUAGAAGGUGGGGAAUUGUCUAUUCUCAACUCUUGGUGUGAAGAAUGACCAGCCUCACUGAAAUCAAGGAACUAUUGACAUUCAGAGAUAUUACCAUAGAAUUUACUGCAGAGGAAUGGGAAUACCUGGACCCUGCUCAGCAGAAUUUGUAUAGAGAUGUGAUGUUAGAGAACCUCAGAAACCUGGUCUCUAUAGCAUUACCUAUUGAGGGCAGCAAAAACCGGUCUUAUGAAAGCCUCAGAGAAAUCCAGAAUUUUGGGUGCACAUUUGGAUUAAGUGUCCCGUCAAAUGCUUCUGAAGACCAGAGAAUUAAAAUUGAAGAGGAUAUUUAUGACUGUCAUCAAUUUUAUGAGUCUGUCAUUAAAACUUUAUUAUUCUUCCACCAAUCAAUAUUACCUUCACAUACCAACAUCUACAACUGGGAUCAGUAUGGUAAGAUGUUUCUCCAGUCGUCAUUGUUUAUUGAAAAUCAGGGUGUAAAUAAUUGGAAAAAAUAUGACAUAUCAAAUAAAAUUUUAAUAUCCCCUUUCCAGAAUUUUACCCAAAAUAAUUACCUAGAUGUUCAUACUAAUGAGAGAAUUUAUCAAUGCAAUAAACCUGAAAAGGCCAUAAAUCAAGUCUCAUGCUCUAUGAAAUAUUUGAAAUCUCAACAUUCAGAGGUCCAAUACAAAUGUAACAAAUGUGGAAAAGUAUUUCAUAAAAGGUUAAAGUUCAUCAGCCAUGAUGAUAUCCAUACUCAGGAGUAUUCCUACAAGUGUACUGAAUGUGUAGAAGCCUUACACCAGUCAGGGGAACGUUCUGAAAAUCAGGGAAUUCAUACUGGAGAAGACUCAUACAGACAUAAUAAAUGUGAAAAUGUUUUUAGUGAGUCAUCCAAUCUGACAAAUAACAUGGUUCAUAGUGGAGAAAAAUGUUGUAGAGGUAAACAAUGUGGAAUAUCCUUUAGUCUUUCUUCAAAGCUUGAAAGACAUCCCAGGUUUUAUACUGCAGAGAAACCAUACAAAUGUAAAGAAUGUGGCAAAACCUUUAAGCAGAGUUCAACCCUUAGAAAUCAUCAGAGAAUUCAUACUGGAGAGAAGCCAUACAAAUGUGAAGAAUGUGGCAAAUCCUUUCAUCAGUAUUCAUAUCUGAGGAUACAUAAGAGAAUUCAUACGGGAGAGAAACCCUACAAAUGUAAAGAAUGUGGCAAAGCGUUUAACCAGUGCUCUGACCUUAUGAAACAUCAGAUAAUUCAUUCUGGAGAGAAACCCUACAAAUGUGAAGAAUGUGGCAAAUCCUUUAACCGGUGUUGGUACCUUGUGAUACAUAAAAGAAUUCAUACUGGAGAGAAACCCUACAAAUGUGAAGAAUGUGGCAAACACUUUAACCGGUAUUCAUACUUCAUGAUACAUAAGAGAAUACAUACUGGAGAGAAACCCUACAAAUGUGAAGAAUGUGGCAAAGCCUUUAGCCAUAGGUCAACAUUUACACAACAUCAUCUAACUCACAAUGGCAAGAAACCCUACAAAUGUGAAGAAGGAAAAGCCUUUCAGUGUAGUUCAACCCUUAGAGAACAUGAGAGAACUUAUACUAGAGAACAACCCUACAAAUGUGAGGAAUGUGGUAAAGCCUUUAACCAGUGUUCACACGUCAUGACACAUAAGAGAAUUUAUACUGGAGAGAAAACCUACAAAUGUGAAGAAUGUGGGAAAGCUUUUAGCCAUAGGUCAACCCUCACACAGCAUCAGGUAACUCACAAUGGCAAGCAACCCUAUAAAUGUGAAGAAUGUGGCAAAGCCUUUAACUAUAGUUCAUCUUUUAGAAAACAUCAGAGAAUUCAUACUGAAGAUAAACCCUACAAAUGUGAAGAAUGUGGCAAAGCCUUUAAGUGGUGUUCAUACCUCAUGAUACAUAAGAGAAUUCAUACUGGAGAGAAACCCUACAAAUGUGACGAAUGUGGCAAAGCCUUUACCCAUAGUUCACCACUUAGACGACAUCAGAGAAUUCAUACUGGAGAGAAACCCUACAAAUGUGAUGAAUGUGGCAAAGCUUUUAAUCGUAGUACAAUACUUAGAGUACAUCGGAGAAUUCAUACAGGAGAGAAACCAUACAAAUGUGAAUAAUGUGGAAAAUUUUUAUUUUUAUUAUUAUUAUUAUUUUUUUUUUUUGAGACAGAGUCUCACUUUGUCGCCUUCAAUAGAGUGCCAUGGCGUCACAGCUCAUGACAACCUCAAGCUUUUGGGCUUAAGCAAUUCUCUUGCCUCAGCCUCCCAAGUAGCUGGGGCUACAGGCACCCACCACAAUGCCUGGCUAUUUUUAUAGACAAGGUCUCACUCUGGCUCAAGCUGGUCUCAAACCUGUGAGUUAAGGCAGUGAGUUUGCCACCCGCCUUGGCUACCCAGAGUGCUAGGAUUACAGUCAUGAGUCACCACACCUGGCCUACAACAUGCAAAAAUCUUUACUUCUCAUUUUAACUUUUGUAGACACCAGAAAUUUAUACUAUAGAAAAACACCACUAAUGUGACUAAUAUGGCAAAGCCUUUUUCACAUUUUACUCAACAUCAAAGAAUCUAUAAUAUUGAAGAGAGCCCCUACCGAUACCAGGAAUGUGGCAAAGCUUUUAACUGUCUUUUAAACCUUAGUGAACAUCAAAAAAUAUACCAUAAGGAAACCUUGAAAAUGUAGAGGCUGCAGCAUAUUCUUUCCUUAGUGUUCAGGCCUUAGACAAAACCAGGAAAUUCGUCCUGAAGAGAAAUCCUACAAAUGUAAAAUAUAUCACAGAAUUCAUACUACAAAAACCUUAUAAUACACGUGAAAAGAGUUUAUCUCAAAUAUACAACUUAGGCAUCACCAGGGAGUUCAUACAAAGAGAGAAUUUAUAGUUACUAUAAAGGCGCAUAAUCUAAUUAAUUAAAACUUCACUCUAAGUGCAUCAGGGAAUUCACACAAGUAAAAACUAACACAUUUUCAGGCUUUAUUUUUGCAUGUUUGUUAUUGGGAAUGUGCAUUCAAAAUAAUUUGAUCAUUUUUUACAUAUGACCGAUAACUUAUACAGGUAUAAUUAUUAAUAUAUUUAGGAUGCUUUAUAUUGAAAGUACUAAAAUUAUUCAAAAGCAAAUAUUGAUGUAAUUCAAUUAUCCCAAGUAGCUGGGACUACAAGUGUCAGCCACAAAGCCUGGCUAUUUUUUGUUGCAGUUUGGCUGGGGCCAGGUUUGAACCCACCACCCUUGGUAUUCUUAAUAUCUAUAUGAAAACAUGUUAUUUGUUUCUUCUGUCUCAGGGCUCUGAGAGGCCAUUUAAUAUUUUGUGAAUGUUAUUAGUAUCAAUUUUAUUAGAAUAACUUAAUGGCCAAUAUAAGCCACAAUAAAAACACACAAAGAUUUUGGGGGGGGUUAAUCAUAAAACAAUGAUGCAUGUAAGCAUACAUUGUAUAAUUGGGAUGUUGUUCAACAUUUUGAAAAUAUUUCACUGGUUAUGUCUUAAGUAGGAAAAAUGAGGCCAGUUAGUUAAAAUACUGAUAUAUCUUUAUUGUAAAACAAAAUACGAGUCUUGAAUAUUAUUUGAUGUGAUAGGGAACAUAGAAAUUGUGACUGGUAAUUGAUGUGAUAUGAGUAGGAAGAAAAACAUCUUGACAAAUGUCAGCAGAAAAUCAAGAUAAUUCCCACAUAAUUACAGCUAUCAGAGGACAGGAAAGAUAACUCCUAUUUAAAGGUCAUAAAUGCAUUCAAAUAGAUGCACUGGAUAAUUAGCCUCAAUUUUUCAAGAAAGCCUGAGAUUACUGAGAUUACUGUAUUAGAUUAGAAUAAUUCCUCUGGAGCACUUGUGCACAUAGUGGAUUUAAAAAUGCUUUCAUUUAGGCUCUGGGCUAAAAAACUUGUCUUGAUUAAUAAAAUUACAUGGUUUUUAAUGUUUUAACACUGAUGCACAAUGAAUGAAAUGUAAUCCUGCCACUAAUUAAACUUUCUUGUCCAAGAUUGUAGUUAACAGGUGAAAAUGUACAAUUUGGGUAAUGCAGUGGAAUAACUACUUUAGUGACCUUUCCCCCCUGAGGAUCUAAAUGUUCAAUAUUUUCAAAAUAUUGUACUCCACAUUACUGUUUUGUGUUCUUUUUUCUUCUUAGUUAGUAGAAGAAUGUUAUUAUAAUAAAGAUUAUAUGGGAGUAAAAUUUGAAGCCAUAGCUUUCAACCCAAAAUUACUAUUCAUAAAAUAUCCAACAUUUUUCUUUGGAUAUGGCCCUUUUCUAGACCUGGUAAAGACAUAGAGAUGUUUUGUUUUGAUUUAGAUUGACUACAACAUGCAAUAUAUCAAGAUAAAUUGUGU